CUCUUCGUUUAUCCCAAUUUCUGAUAAUAUUUGAUUCAGAUGUCGAAUGAUCUCGUGCCUUCAGUGUCUUCUAUACUAAAUGAAACAACACCUUCAUAUCAAAGUACAUGUAAAAUCAAAAACAACCCCAUGGAAAUGGAAUAUUUCCGCCCAUUCUUUAUUUCUAUGUAUUGUGCUGUUUUUUUGGUUGCUAGUUCCGGUAAUUUUUUGGUGGUGUACGUUGUGAUGACGAACAAGCGAAUGCAGACGAUCACCAACAUUUUUAUUACAAAUCUCGCAGUUUCUGAUAUAAUGGUUAACUUUACAUCGUUGUGGCUUACACCAACAUACACCUCAAUAGGACAUUGGAUAUUCGGAGGUGGAUUGUGUCAUGGUUUACCCCUGUUCCAAGGUACAAGUAUCUUCAUCAGUACGUGGACACUUACGGCUAUAGCCAUAGAUCGAUACAUAGUGAUCGUGCACAACUCAUCAAAUAUCAAUAUAAAUGAUAGAAUGUCCAUGAGAUCUUGCCUUUCGUUCAUUGUCCUCAUUUGGCUAUGCUCAUUGCUUCUGGUCACUCCGUAUGCCAUCAACAUGAAGCUCAACUACAUUCAUGAACCAUGUGAUUUUCUGAUAUGUAGUGAGGACUGGAGCAAUGCCGAAUUUCGAUCUAUUUUUGGAAUUGUGGUGAUGAUUCUUCAAUUCAUUUUGCCAUUUGUACUCAUUGCCAUUAGUUACAUAAAAAUAUGGUUGUUCCUAAAUAGCCGUCAAAGUAUGACCGAGAGAAAAUCCGAUAUCAAGCGCAAAAAGCGUUUACUACGGAUGUUGAUUGUCAUGGUGGUCAUCUUCGCAAUUUGCUGGUUCCCAUUCAACCUCUUAAACUGUCUCCGAGAUCUCAAGUUGGAUAAUUUCAUGCGUGGCUACUUCAGUUUUGUUUUCCUUUCCGUGCAUUUGAUGAGUAUGACAGCUACCGCCUGGAAUCCAAUCCUCUACGCAUUCAUGAAUGAGACCUUCCGUGAGGAGUUCGCAAAAGUUGUUCCCUGCUUGUUUGCGCGUCGUCCUGGAACUGGUCCAAUUCGCGUCAUCACUGAACGCACCGCUAUGAUAACUAACCCGUUUCGACGUGCAAACCGAAAAAAAAAAGUGGAGGAACAGCCUGUUACGGUGAUUUCUGAGAGUCCACUUCAAACUGCAGUGGAGCCGCAGCGCAGUAUCGUGUAUCUCGAUGAGCCUGAGAACGGAUCAAGUUGUCAGACGCUUCUGCUUUAAGCCGCUCAAUACAAAACCGGAAAGUCAGAACAAAAGUCGCUUUUAGUCAUGUCACUUGCCAGUACAUUUAUCCGCUUUCCACUUGCCUUCAUAUGUAAUUUUCAUAAAAACACUUAUUCAACAUUUUAUUUUUUUGGUCAUAUUGUUUUUCUUUCCUAAGAUUUUUUCAGCUAAAUCUCUGAUCAAACCUGUCCUGAUCUAAACUAUGUGGUUAUACUUAACUUAUGCACUGCUGUAUUUGCACAAAUCUUGCUUGAUGCUGAUUUAUCUUUUGUUUCUUCUUCUUGUCACAUUUUGAUAAAAUAUUUGUAAAUGAAAUUUCAUAUUGGUUA
Messenger RNA from Caenorhabditis elegans, 1580 nucleotides. RefSeq names its product G-protein coupled receptors family 1 profile domain-containing protein (gene npr-6). Gene Ontology annotation, molecular function: G protein-coupled receptor activity; neuropeptide Y receptor activity. Gene Ontology annotation, biological process: G protein-coupled receptor signaling pathway; signal transduction. NCBI's taxonomy places the organism in Eukaryota, Metazoa, Nematoda, Chromadorea, Rhabditida, Rhabditidae. The transcript has 11 exons. Gene Ontology annotation, cellular component: membrane. The record is from RefSeq and is marked reviewed. Bases 40 to 1248 code for a protein of 402 amino acids.